GUCGUCACGAUAGGAUUGAUAUCCCUAACAUUGUUCACCCAAACACACGCAGUCCCACCACAUCCGCACGCGAACCUCCCCAAACCAGACCAUCACCACUCACCCCAGACCAGAGACACGACCUACAAGAUUCCCAGCAAAAUACAAAAAGGGACAGCGACCGCCCGUUUCAAAAUUGCAUCUCCUAACAAAACUCUCUCAAAUGCAUCAAUCUUAUCGCUAGACGUCCCACAAAUCUCAAAAGUGACGUCUACCUCCUUUGACUGGUGGUACUUCGACGCAGUCUCAACAGAAAACCCAGCCGAGUCCUUGACAGUCAUUCUGUUCACGUCCGCAGCGAGUGCAUUCCCAUGGCUGGAUCCCAGUGAAUCGUCUGUGUUGAUCGCGUACCUAUGGGCGACGUUUGCGAAUGGAUCUGUGUUCCAGGAAUAUGUUCCUGCGAAAUUGGCUGUGAUUGAUGAGGGGCAAACUGGGAAGUUCCUGCAGCAGGGUUCUGGUACUUGGGAUGGGAGUGGGUUUCGUUGGGUUUCGGGUAAUGAGGAUUCGGUGUAUAAGGUUGUUGUUAAAUCGGAGGAGAUGGGGGUUCAUGGAACUUUUACAUUGAAUUCUCAACAAUCACCUCAUUUACCUUGUGGUAUUCAGGACGGUACAUCGACUUUGGAGAUUGUGCCGAAUAUCGGUUGGGCGAGUCUUGUUCCUGAUGCUGUGGGUAGUGUGGAUAUGGUUAUUCAGGGAUCUACAUUGAAUUUCAAGGGACGUGGGUACCAUGAUAAGAACUGGUCAAAUCUCCCAUUCACCGAAAGCGUCCAAAGCUGGUACUGGGGUCAUGGCCGCAUUGGUAUCUACUCCAUCCUCUGGUUCAGCGCCAUCGCAAUGGAUAACAACACCCACACAAGCAGCUAUGUUGCUCGAGACGACCAGGUCCUUGUAUCUUCUUGUGAUACUACACUCCUCACAGUUCGUCCAUUGAGUGCUAACGUGACUUCCAAUCCGACUGGAGGACGGUAUCCGCCUCAGGCGGGGGAUACUCCUGAUGGCUUCAUUGUUGAGGCAUAUUUGGGUGAUGAGAAGGGUUGGCUGAAUGUCAAUGCUUCGAUUGUCACGCUUGUUACUGGGGAUGGGGAGUAUUAUAUGCGGUGGUCUGGGGAAUUGGUGGGGAGAGUUGUUGAUUCUCAGGGAGUUGUGACGGAUGCUGGAAGUGGGGUUGCUGUUUUUGAACAGUUUGCUUUGGUUGAGUAG
Molecule: messenger RNA, 1239 nt
Organism: Penicillium longicatenatum
Lineage: Eukaryota; Fungi; Ascomycota; Eurotiomycetes; Eurotiales; Aspergillaceae
Exons: 3
Source: RefSeq, a predicted model, not a curated record